UUGUAGACGUGAUGACGUCAGACUUCGAGGCACAAGCCGAGAGCGCGUUUAAAGCCGAGUAGGGCGUGAAAGUGUGUGUCGUGCCGCUCGUUUUCCUCCGUAUUCUUUUAAUCAAUCUUUAUCCAUGAAUAUGUGCAAAUAGUAACGUGUGCCUCCGUAAAAUUACGGGACAAUUAUGUUUGGUGCUGUUUUAACGUGAUUGAUAGUGAAAAGGAUACCAUGUUCCGCUGCAUUCCGAUUUUUAAAGGGUGUAACAGGCAGGUGGAAUACGUUGACAAGCGUCACUGCUCUCUGCCGAGCGUCCCUGAUGAUAUUUUACGAUACUCGAGGAGCCUGGAGGAGCUUUUAUUGGACGCGAAUCAUAUUCGUGAUCUACCUAAGAAUUUUUUCCGACUACAAAGGUUACGAAAGCUUGGGCUGAGCGACAAUGAAAUACAUCGUUUGCCACCGGAUAUCCAGAACUUCGAAAACCUCGUGGAGCUGGAUGUGUCCAGGAACGAUAUACCAGACAUUCCUGAGAACAUCAAGAAUUUACGAGCACUUCAGGUGGCGGACUUCAGUAGCAAUCCAAUUCCAAGACUCCCGGCUGGUUUCGUGCAGUUAAGGAAUCUGACUGUUCUAGGACUGAAUGAUAUGUCCCUUACAAAUUUACCACCCGAUUUUGGAAGCUUGGAGGCGUUACAAUCACUGGAAUUGAGAGAAAACUUGCUCAAGUCUUUGCCUGAGUCACUUUCUCAACUUUACAAAUUAGAGCGGCUGGAUCUAGGCGACAAUGACAUUGAAGUAUUGCCUCCGCAUAUAGGACAAUUGCCAGCGUUACAAGAGUUAUGGCUAGAUCAUAACCAGUUACAACAUUUACCGCCGGAAAUCGGAGAAUUGAAAACGUUAGCAUGCUUGGACGUAUCUGAGAAUCGUCUGGAGGAUCUUCCGGAAGAAAUCGGUGGUCUAGUUUUAUUAACGGAUUUACAUUUAUCGCAAAAUGUUAUUGAAAAAUUACCCGAUGGACUCGGGGAACUAAAGAAACUCACCAUUCUGAAAAUCGACCAAAAUAGGCUUUCUACUUUAAAUUCAAAUAUAGGCAGAUGUGAAAAUUUACAAGAACUAAUUCUUACGGAAAAUUUUCUCUUAGAACUGCCUGCAACUAUAGGAAAACUUCUUAAUCUAAACAAUUUAAAUGUGGAUAGGAAUAGUUUGCAAUCACUACCUGUUGAAAUUGGUAAUUUGAAGAAAUUGGGGGUACUGUCUUUAAGAGAUAAUAAGUUGCAAUAUCUUCCAAUCGAAGUUGGACAGUGUACCACUCUUCAUGUUCUGGACGUGUCGGGUAACAGAUUGCAAUAUUUGCCAUAUUCCUUGAUUAAUUUGAAUUUAAAGGCAGUAUGGUUAAGUGAAAAUCAAGCACAGCCAAUGCUUACUUUCCAAACGGAUGUUGAUGAGGAAACCGAGCAAGAGGUAUUAACGUGCUUCCUGUUACCGCAGUUAGAAUCCCAUCCUGAUGAUUCAGGUAGGGUUGGUAUGCUGGUCGGUAUAGGAAAUGCUAUUCAGAGUGGUGAAAUACGCGAGCUUGGUAGCAGCGAUGACGAAGGCUGGCAAGAAAAAGAAGCAUCGCGAACGCAUUCAGUAAAAUUUACGGACGAACCUCCAGAAACUGAUAAGGAGACACCGUUUGUACGUCAAAAUACACCGCACCCGAAAGAAUUGAAAGCUAAAGCUCAUAAAUUAUUUAGUAAAGGGAAGAGUGACAGCCGGUCAGCAUCUACGGACGAGCAGGAUGUUUCUCAAACAUUCGGUUUGGAUAAAACGGAAACUGACUCAUUGACAAAGCCGAACAAUUUGGAACCAGCUGCGACAGACGAGGCACUAGCAAACGAUAAACUUGUAGAAAAUGAAGAAAAACAAACUGUACCUGGAACAUUAGUCGAUAAUACGGAUCUUCAAUGUAACAAUGAAUCUGAAAUGUUUUCUAAUCAGUAUAUUACAGAAUUCAAUCCUGAUCUGGGAAUUGAUGGUUCAAUAUCCGAAUCAAAGGAUGGAAAUGAUAAGGGAGAUGACGAAUCUGAGAACGAGGAAACGCAAAGACACGUAGAAUUUUCUAUAGCAGAGGGUACUGAUUACGAAGGUGGCGGCGAUUCAAAUAGACCCAAUAGACUUCAUCGUAGAGACACUCCACAUCACUUAAAGAACAAACGUAUCCAUACAACUGUGGAUAAGGAUAAGGUAGCUUCCAUUAUUGCACAAGCACUUAUGAAGAAAAGUGAUGAAACUGCUGCACCCACGUCGGCAACCACAGAACCUACAGACAAUUUUGACACUCAGAGUCAAGGUGCAAUAUCUGAUGCCGAACCAACGAUAGAAAUACGAGAGGAACAAUAUGAAAUUCAUAUUGAGAGAACAACAGGUGGUCUUGGUUUAUCAAUAGCUGGUGGUAUCGGUUCAACUCCAUUCAAAGGCGACGAUGAAGGCAUUUUUAUUUCGAGAGUUACCGAAGGCGGGCCUGCUGAUUUGGCAGGUUUAAAAGUAGAGGAUAAAGUACUGUCUGUAAACGGAGUUUCAGUAGUAAAUGUAGGUCACUAUGAUGCUGUAGAAGUUCUAAAAGCAUGUGGACGUGUUCUUGUACUAGUAGUUCAGAGAGAAGUUACAAGGAUAUUACCGCCAUAUGAACAGAUAUCUUCAAGAAAAGACUCGGUAUGCUCUAGUUUGAGUACAAGUAGAGCUCCAAGUGCGACGUCUCAUGUUUCGUCUACAGGUUUAUCGCAUAAUUUAGAAAAUGGUGACGCUUCUUUACCUCAUGAAACUAUUAAGACCAAAAAUAUCCCGGAACCUAUAACUUCGGUGAAAGCAGGUAAUGAACCAAUGGUAUCCGUUCUUGUUCAUACAACGUUAAUACGGGACCAAAAUGGACUUGGAUUUAGUAUUGCCGGUGGAGAAGGUUCUCCGCCAUUCAAGGACAAUAGUGAUGCAAUAUACAUUUCAAGAAUAACUGACGGUGGUGUAGCACAGAAAGACGGUAAAUUAUUAGUUGGAGAUAAAGUAAUAUCUAUUAACGGUGUCGAAAUGAGAGGAUCCAAACACGAGCAGGCAGUUGCUCUUCUAACAGGCUUAGAAAGAUUCGUUCGAUUAGUAGUCGAACGUGAAAUUCCACUUUCGCAAGCAAACGCAGCAACGGUUGUAACACCUUCAGAAAAGUCACCUCGCGUCAUUGGUGCACCCAAACCGUAUACAGGAUUAUAUAAUGCCAAUAGUUAUAUAGCAAACAGACCAGGAUAUACCGGUUAUCGACGAUCUAUCGAUGCCGACAGAGCUUUAUCACCGAGUCCUACAUCAAAGACGCCACCGCCUAUGAAAAUCGAAACCGCCGAGGUGCCGAAAAUGAACGGUGUUACAGAAUCUGGAUAUACUAAGAACGUUUCUUCAGUAUCGCCGAGUCCAACAAAUAGCCAACCUCAUCCGCAGCCUGCACCGAGACAUAGCAUUUCGCAACCGACGAUCGCGUUCGCGACAACUACAAGCUCGACACCUACUUCUUCUACAGAGCCUAGGUCAAUCUCGCCCCAGGAGGACAUACAGGUAUCGAAGCCUAUCACCAACGAAGAAUUUCAGGCUAUGAUCCCCGCACAUUUCCUUCGCCCUCCUACUUCCUCGCCGUCGCCAGAUUCCCACCAAGGCCCUAUCGUGACAGUGACAAUAAAGCAGCCUGAUAGCCUACCUGGAGAUGUUAAUUUUCCUCCGGCUCCCACCACACUUGGUAAAGUUACUGAGACCAUCACAAAGAGCACUCUCACCGAGACCGUCGUAACUAGGGUGACCGACAACCAGUCGGUGCAGCCAGUGAUUAUUGAGGAUGUUGUCCUUGUAAAAGAAGGAUCCUUAGGAUUCAGUAUCAUUGGAGGUACAGAUCAUUCUUGCACCCCGUUUGGUGCAAAAGAACCUGGAAUUUUUAUAUCUCAUGUCGUGCCUGGUGGUAUAGCUGCAAAAUCUGGCAAAUUAAGGAUGGGUGACAGAAUACUGAAAGUAAAUGGUACAGAUGUAACGAAAGCUACUCAUCAAGAGGCUGUGAUGGAACUUCUGCGACCAGGAGAUCAAAUUAUGCUUACGGUUCAACAUGAUCCGUUGCCGGAAAAUUAUCAACUGGUCGAAAUAGAGUACAUCCCUGUGACGGAAUUGGUUAUUACAAAAGAACCAGGUGAAAAGCUGGGUAUGCACAUUAAAGGCGGACUUAGAGGACAAAAGGGUAAUCCCUUGGAUCAUACAGACGAAGGAGUUUUUAUAUCUAAGAUUAAUUCAGGGGGUGCGGCUAAAAGAGAUGGAAGACUGAAGGUGGGCAUGAGACUAUUAGAAGUUAAUGGUACAUCAUUACUAGGCGCAACUCACCAAGAAGCAGUAAAUAUACUUCGGUGUUCGGGAAAUACAAUUACAUUAGUAGUUUGCAAAGGGUAUGACAAAAAUGAGGUCGAGUCUGUGCUACCAGUAUGUGAUGGUAAAGACUCUAAAGAGUCUAGAACAUCUAAAGAAUUGAAGGAAUCUGCAGCAGAUGGUACUAAGUCCUUAUCACAGAGUAUAUCGAGUUUGGAUCGUGAUGACGAAGAAGCGGCAACUCUAAGACAAGAACAGGAAAUGAAAGCUGAACUUGUUGCAUGGGAACAAGAAGAAAGGGAACGUGCUUUAAUCGAACAUAGAGAAAAAUCGACUCCUGAAAAAGUAUUAGAUGUAGUAAGAGCAGCUGAAUCAUUAGUGAGCAAAUCCAAUAGUCCUGUUGAUAUGGUACCGCCAAAAUCACCUGGUGGCACUAAAGACCUCAAAACAACUACUAUCGUGAUGAGCAAACACACUUUAGCACCUCAAAAUACAAAUUCGCUAAGGAAUGCGAGAACUGGAACAUCGGUGGAUUAUUAUUCGUCGACCAAGUCUCCGGUCUCUACUCUUACUUCGCCAACGAAUUUCAAUCGUACUACUACUGCCCAAACCUUGCCAUCUCCAAAGAAAAAAAAUUCUCUACCAAAGCGUAGCAUAACCUUCGCCGAUCUUCCUCCUAUUUCUAAAGAAAAAUCAAUCAAUCAUACAUCCUCGACGAGGGGGGAACAGCUUAUAUCAUUGCAUGAUAAAUAUACCUCGGAUCCUCAAAUUAUUUCUUAUAAGAAAGCCUACCAUAGUCCUACCCAAACUACUCAUGGUCAUUUCAAACUUCCUCCGACACCUUUGACUGCUUCCGAAUCUACGGGGCAUCUUGGCACUUCGGCUUCCUUUAACAAGCGACAGAACGCACGCUCUGUUGAUGGGAAUAUUCUGGUUGAGUUAUCGCCAACGCCGUCUCCAACGCCACCGCUAGUAAAGAUGUCGGUUAGCGACAAAAAGAAAUUGUUUGAAAGUGCCAUGGAGGAGCAUCUAAAACCUUCCCCAAAACAAGAAAAAGUAUUUAGUUUUCUAAGUCAAGAUGAAGUUGAAAAAAUGAAACAAGAAGAAGAGAAGAAGAUUGCCAUGUUGACACGGGAUGAAUUAAAAUCGUGGGCUCAGCUCGAUGAAAACGAAGGUUUAGAAGAUUUAGAGGAAACCUUAGAAGAUCAGGAUAAUCGACGACCUAAUAGCCGACUGAGCUCGCGAAGUUCGAUCCCCAUUCUGCAGAACCUUCCAAGCAGUGUAAGGACAGCAAAAGCAGAACGCCGCUUGAAGGAGAGAUUGGUACAGGAGGGUAUAAUUUCGGACGAAGACGAAGAAAGCCAUUUGAGUCCAUCCGAACAGAGAGCAUUGAGGGCAGAGAAGCGUGCAGCGUGGAGACAAGCGCGUUUGAAAUCUCUCGAACAGGAUGCUCUCCAAGCGCAGAUAGUAAUAAAAAAAAUGAGCGAAAUGAUGGACAAUGCGAAUAAAGCAGAUACAAUACAGGACCCUGAAGACGUUGUUACUCCUAUUCCCGAACUGGAGAAAGCAGCUGAUUUCACUACGUUACGGCCGUCUAGUGCAGAUUUUCCCAAACUUGCUGUACGCAGCAAGGUGGGUCCCCCUAAAGAGAUACGCGAAUCCGAAAAAGUAGUGGACGAGAAGGUCACUCGACGUACCGAGGAAUAUGUGGAUGAGGUGACGGGUGAACGUCGUGUGCGAACGGUCGAAUACGUCGAGAAGCUAAUUGAGCGACAGGUUGAAACACUACGAGAAAAGAUUAUUUCGCUGGAAUUAAGUAACGCGGAGGAUGAAAUAGAAAGUAUUACUGGUACAGGAGCAAGCGACGCAGAAAGCGAAAGUGAAGAAAUUACGGGACAGUCUUCUGUCGCGAGUACUAUGCAAGAGAAAACUCAAACAAUUAUCUCUUCGAGUGUUACCGAAGGUACAGCUCCUAAAAUCAGUGAGAACACAGCCGUUAUCCCGAAGAAAAAGAAACGGAAACGUUCGAAGAAAAGUCGUCAUUGACCUAAGGUAAAAAAAUAUUGGUGCAAACAAACAAAGAAGACACAUAGGAAAUUAAUUAAUAUUUCCUUAUAAUGACGUUAUGAAAGUGUGUUCUAAUAAUGCAAAUUUUGUGUUACAUCAAUUUACAUUGCAUACUGCAUACUUCAGACUUCUGCUGUAUUGGUGCAUGUAGUAUUAUAAAUCACUCAUUGCGCGUUGCUUUCUUCGAGCAUACGCGUAUACAUAUACAUAAGAUACAAUUUUACAUCCAUAAUUUAAUAUAAUUUAUUAGGUGCAGUCAAAACUACAUUUAUUUUUUCAUAU
Molecule: messenger RNA, 6699 nt
Organism: Colletes gigas
Lineage: Eukaryota; Metazoa; Arthropoda; Insecta; Hymenoptera; Colletidae
Gene: scrib
Product: protein lap4
Exons: 35
Coding region: 220-6396 (2058 amino acids)
Biological process (GO): neurotransmitter receptor transport, endosome to postsynaptic membrane; neurotransmitter receptor transport postsynaptic membrane to endosome
Cellular component (GO): adherens junction; postsynaptic membrane; postsynaptic density
Molecular function (GO): protein binding
Source: RefSeq, a predicted model, not a curated record